This is a messenger RNA of Ahaetulla prasina, 258 nucleotides long. It is a transcript of the gene OST4, whose product is annotated as oligosaccharyltransferase complex subunit 4, non-catalytic. Gene Ontology annotation, cellular component: oligosaccharyltransferase complex. The record is from RefSeq and is a predicted model, not a curated record. The transcript is spliced from 2 exons. Bases 2 to 115 code for a protein of 37 amino acids. Lineage: Eukaryota; Metazoa; Chordata; Lepidosauria; Squamata; Colubridae.
GAUGGUGACGGACGUGCAACUGGCCAUCUUUGCCAACAUGCUUGGAGUCUCGCUGUUUCUCCUGGUCGUCCUUUAUCACUACGUGGCCGUCAACAACCCGAAGAAGCAGGAGUGAGCGAAUGACUGGAGCGCCUCUCCGGACCCCCACCCCACCCCACCAGAAUGCAGAGCCAUCAGCACAUGAAGGCCCAGAUGCUAUAGCUGUACUUGGCUUUGUUGAAACCCUGAAGAUAAUAAAUGAUUAGAGAAUACACUUCA